CUUUCUUCAACUCUUUUUUCCUUUUUUUUUGAUGUCGAAAUUCUGGGUAACGUUUGUUCAUUCAACUGCUACAGCUCAUGCAAAAUGUGAGCUGGAUGCUGUUGAAGAUAACUUUUCUUCACAUCUGGACUGGUUGUCCGACUUGGAAAAUUUGGAACAUCGACAUAGUAUAUACACCACUAGCAACACUACAGCAUCCGCAACUCCCGCUAGCAUGUUUGAAGACCAGCUGUUCCUGAAAAUGGCCACUACAGCCAGUUGGGACCAAAAAGUCCCCCAUUCUAGCCUUGAAGAAGACCAAACAAACAACGAGCAGGAUGCUACGAUUAUGGAGAACAUUCAAGUCUCCUGUAAAGAAACGUCAAAGACUACAAGUGCCAAAGCCUUAUCUAGUGGCGACAUUAUCGAAGACCCUAGCCGGCUGGCUGACUUCAUCAAAGAUUUCUUUCCUGACUAUCAACUUGAGGAUAUCAUGAGCUCACCGAUGAAAUCGCAACAAAAUGAUACAGGCUUACCGUCACCGCCUUUAAGUAAACCACCAUCGCCUAUUCCACCGGCUACUGGGUCGAUCACUCCUACAGAAGAAAGCCCGUGCGACACAAAACAUACUCAAAAUCUUCAACCUAGCGACGAUCCUUUCCGAGAAUAUUUUGAAGAAAAGCUGUCAGCAUCCAACUGGUCUGUUGCUAAAGGUGCACGGCCACCACCACCAACUUAUAGCAAAGCUCUCCCCGCAAAGCACAAAUUAUUGCAGCAAGCCGAUGUUGAAAACGUCGAAGCCAAAAAAAUCACGCUUUUCACCAACAGCUCAGACAUGAAACAAGUCUCCAAAACUUCCCAAUCCAAGAAGAUAGAUGGGUCCAAAUUGCCAAAGAAACACACAGUGGAUCAUGUGCACGAAUCGAUGAAAUCGUCUCUUCCACAUGCCCGUUUGACCACCCUGGCAAAAUAUGAAAUCGAUGUUUCGGCUGUACCCCUUAAGAGCCGAUUUCUCCAGAUGGCAGAGAAAGCGGAUGCCAAGCAAGGAAAGCCAUCCCUCUCCAAAGGGUUACCUCCAUCGGAGAAACGCACCUCCCAAGCCUUGUCUAUGGAGCGCAUUAAUCGAUUAGCCCAACCUAAACGGACAUUUGAUAAACCUGCCGAUGGUUCAAAGUCUGUCAACUCAAGCAGCAGAACAGCAUUGAGAACGUCUACCAAAACAACGGCUUCUCAGAAGAGCCAAGGCGCCAAACAUUUGGGAGUUAGUCAGAUUCGGCAGAAACGCUCUCAGCCAAUGUCUCUGACCGCUGCGGCCAUCGCUCUCAAUAGUGCCCCGGUAGUUCACCGUAAAACAACAAGAAGUUCGGCUGAUUCCGGUUCUGUCACACAAGAAGCCGCAUCUUCCAACGAACCCGAAUGGGCUCGCUCGUCCAAUUUGGAAACAGCCUUAGAAGAACAGAGCAAAGUAGACCCAGAUGAGAUAUUUGGAAAAUUCACCACAAUUGACUUGGAUGAUGUUUUUCGCUCCAAACCAUCGAAGUUACCCAGUCCUUCUCGUCCCUUCAGGAUUCGAGUCAACUCUUGCAUGACUCGAGUCACGCAUCAAGAAGAAGCAGCAUAUCGCGUCGCAAUGGGAUAUGCUGUUUGUUAGAAACCAGAAAGCUGAAUCUUUUUAUAUUUA
This is a messenger RNA of Umbelopsis ramanniana AG, 1660 nucleotides long. RefSeq lists its product as uncharacterized. The record is from RefSeq and is a predicted model, not a curated record. Bases 32 to 1630 code for a protein of 532 amino acids. NCBI's taxonomy places the organism in Eukaryota, Fungi, Mucoromycota, Umbelopsidomycetes, Umbelopsidales, Umbelopsidaceae. The transcript is spliced from 5 exons.